Molecule: messenger RNA, 819 nt
Organism: Baudoinia panamericana UAMH 10762
Lineage: Eukaryota; Fungi; Ascomycota; Dothideomycetes; Mycosphaerellales; Teratosphaeriaceae
Exons: 1
Source: RefSeq, a predicted model, not a curated record
CCGGCAGUAAUUCGUCUCUCUGACGAGGAGAGAAUAUCUGGGAAGACCCGGCCCGAUACCAUUCAAGAAGCGCUUACCUACUUCCACCGGGACGGCUUUCUUGUCUUGGAGAACGUAAUUGAUGACGAGCUAGUUGACAAGCUGUAUCAGCGCAUGGUUGACGAUAAUGCCACCUUCCUCUCCAAGAAGCAUAUGACCUGGAACCAGGGUGCAGCAACGAAGAACGUGUCUCAAAUCCCACCCUUGACACCCGAGUGGUUGCACCGAGACUUCUACGCCAACCCACAUAUGCUGCGUAUACUUGAGAAUGUACUGGGCCCGAGACCGGAGCUACGGUUCUUGAACGCCAACGUUGCGUGUCCCGGAGCGACCGGACGUCAAGCAGUGCAUACCGAUGUGAACCAUCGUUUCCCAAGCGUUCCGUUCGGGAUCGUGAUGAACACGUAUCUUCAGGAUUCCGACGAGCAUAAUGGCGUAACCGAGAUCUGGUGCGGAACGCACAAUGCCUACCCGCAUCCUGGGCAGCUGAAGCACAAGGAAAGCAGUUGGAUACGAAAGGAUCUGAUCCAGCGCCAGGGCAAGGUUCGACCGCCUGUCCAACCAAAAAUCCGUAAAGGCAGCAUCUGCUUCCGUGAUUUGCGCCUUUGGCACGCUGGCAUGCCGAAUACCAGCUCGCAGCACCGCAUCAUGCUGGCGAUCGAUUACUUCGCCGCAUGGUAUCAAUGUCCGAUGAAGCUGCAGCUGCCGAUCGCGGCCAGGAAGCAGGUGGAGGAGGACUGGGGUAUCUCAACGGUCGGUAUCGAGUGGGUAGAUGGUGAG